Molecule: messenger RNA, 3106 nt
Organism: Stegostoma tigrinum
Lineage: Eukaryota; Metazoa; Chordata; Chondrichthyes; Orectolobiformes; Stegostomatidae
Product: C-terminal-binding protein 1-like
Exons: 11
Coding region: 320-1666 (448 amino acids)
Molecular function (GO): transcription corepressor activity; NAD binding; oxidoreductase activity, acting on the CH-OH group of donors, NAD or NADP as acceptor
Source: RefSeq, a predicted model, not a curated record
GUCCGGCGGUGCGCGAUGACGCAGGGGCGCGGCGGGAGGCGGAGCUGGGGUGCGUGGUGGUCACGCGUCGGGCUUCUCGGAUGUGCGGAGCGGCAACAUUGUAGCGAGUGAUCAGCCUCGCUGUGGGAACCAACAGGAAGCAGCAUGGUUUCAGAAGCUGGAGCACUUUUUUUGUGAAAGGGAAGGACCUAAGGUGAACACGAACUUUUGGAAAUAUUGAAACCUGUGAACCUUUGUCUGAUGCCUCCAGUUUUUGCAGUGGUGAACAAAAUAAUCCACCGUCAGUCGUCAGUGUGCUGAUCCUUGAUCCCUAACCGUCAUGUCUGUGCCUGUAAUGGACAAACACAAAGUGAAGCGAGCACGCCUUGAUCGAAUUUGCGAAGGUAUUCGUCCUCCGAUCUUAAAUGGCCCAAUGCACCCACGCCCCUUGGUGGCACUGUUGGAUGGCCGGGAUUGCACUGUGGAGAUGCCAGUCCUGAAGGACGUUGCGACAGUGGCAUUCUGUGAUGCACAGUCUACUCAGGAGAUACACGAGAAGGUACUAAAUGAAGCAGUGGGUGCCCUGAUGUACCACACCAUUACAUUAACACGAGAGGACCUGGAGAAAUUCAAAGCACUUCGAAUUAUCGUCAGGAUUGGCAGUGGCUAUGACAAUGUCGACAUCAAAUCAGCUGCAGAUUUAGGGAUUGCUGUGUGUAACAUUCCCUCAUCAUCGGUGGAAGAGACAGCAGACUCUACACUGUGUCAUAUUUUAAACCUUUACAGACGGUCCACGUGGCUGCACCAGGCUUUGCGGGAGGGCACAAGGGUGUCGAGCGUCGAGCAGAUCCGAGAGGUCGCCGCAGGAGCGGCUCGAAUCCGUGGGGAGACUCUGGGCAUCAUUGGCCUGGGCCGUGUCGGUCAAGCGGUGGCUUUGAGGGCAAAAACGUUUGGAUUUAACGUGAUUUUCUACGACCCAUACCUGCCAGACGGUGUGGAGAAGUCGCUUGGUCUCCAGAGAAUAAGCACCUUACAGGACCUGCUGGUUCACAGCGACUGUGUGACCCUGCAUUCCAGUCUGAAUGAGCACAAUCAUCACCUCAUCAAUGACUUCACCAUCAAACAGAUGCGUCAGGGGGCAUUCCUGGUGAACACAGCACGAGGGGGACUGGUGGAUGAGAAAGCACUGGGCCAGGCACUGAAGGAUGGACGGAUACGAGGAGCAGCUUUGGAUGUUCACGAAUCAGAACCUUUCAGCUUUAGUCAGGGGCCGCUGAAGGAUGCACCGAACCUUAUCUGCACCCCCCACACAGCGUGGUACAGCGAGCAGGCUUCCAUUGAGGUGCGAGAGGAGGCAGCACGAGAGAUUCGCAGAGCUAUCACAGGCCGCAUUCCAGACACCUUAAAAAACUGUGUGAACAAAGAGUAUUUGGCAGCAGCUGCUCAAUGGACUGGCAUCGACCCGGUGGCUGUACAUCCUGAACUGAAUGGAGCUGCUUACAGAUUUCCGAGCGGAGUGGUCGGGGUGACAGCAACAGGCAUCCCAGCCGCUGCCGUUGAAGGGAUUGUUGCCGGUUCCAUCCCAAUGCAGCAUGGAAUACCUUCAGUAGCCCACCCCUCUCACACGCCAUCCCCUAGCCAGACAGCCAAAUCGGAACCUGACAGAGACAUCCCAGCUGACCAAUAGCAGCUCUCGAGAAGAAAAGAAAUGGCAUUCCUCACCUUUUGACCUUUAACCUUCCACCAGGAAGUAGCCCUGAAGUUCACAGCAAAAAAAAACUGGGACUGCAAAGUGUAGUUUAUGCAGUUAAACAGAAAGUGUGGAGUCUUUACUGCAUUUCCAAUUGACGUAUGUAAUUCUGUGACCUUGUAUGAAAAGGAAAAGCAAAACCUUGUAGUACCUCAAGUCAGCCAUGAAUGUACUCUGUCUGUGUACAGUUUUGUAGAAGCCACAAAUUUGUUUAGCUGUGAAUAUACUUUUUAAAAAAAAAGUGAAAAUAUACAAGACUUCCUACUUUUGCGUACGGAGAUGCUUUGUCAGUGCACAAGAUUCUCAGGCGAAAACAAAUAACUUCAUGAUUUUAUUGUCUUCAUUUACUUGGUGAUUUGCCAAAUCCCUUCAGUGUCCACGUUCACAAUCGCGAUUAGAGGUUUAAGGAGACCCAAUCGGCUAACUGCAGUUCUCCCAGUUGCAAUGCCCCGUGAAAACUACAGCGCAUUUACGGACGGAAACUCUAGUCUGCUUUCUGACCUUGUCUCCUCCUGCUGCCCUUUCCUUUGUCCAACCCCAAGAGUUGAGACAAAGACAGUUGUGUGUACUGCUUCUUGGUAUGUUCAUAGUUCUACCUGACUCACUCGGGUCAGGUUGGCAUCUGCCUAUCGUUGCUUCAGUUAAAAUGAGGACAGGAGGGCAGUUUGAAUCCACCCCCACCCCUACCCCUCAAACCAGUUGCAUCUUAUGCCAACUUAUUCACACCUUGCUAUUCCCCCCACCCCCCACCCCCCAAAAGAAAGAAAUGCAAUGACUCUGGGCUAGAAUUUAAUGACCAGCAUUUGAGCUUCUGUUUGGCUUAUUGCAUGGAGCACACUGUGGAGAUUAGGUGACCUCACUGGAAAUAAGAGGUUGGUGUUUUUUGUUUUACUUUAUUCCUCAAUUUAGGAAAAAGUUGUUGAAACCCUUUAAUUUGAAUCUGACUCUGCGUAAGCAUUAAAUCAAUGCUAAAGUAGCAAUAGAACUUUGCAUCAGGUGUACCUGAAGGGACUUGAAGCAACCGUAUUAUCUCUACACCAUGAAUUUUCACAGAACACCUUUUUAACAUUAAAGGAUUAAAAAAAAAACCAAGGUUAUUUCUUUUUCUUCUGUUUAGAAUGAGAAUUUAUAAUGUCAGUUGUAAUGUGAAGUAGAUGCCAGAUUAGGAAUUCAGCCUGAAUCACUGUUGUGUUGUUACAGCCAUCAAUACUGUGAGUCCCAAUGUCCAAUGCUGAAAAUGUUUUUAAGCUUUUCUCUUUCACACACAACCCCCUUGCUCCUUGACCAUUUUCUUUUGUUAGAAACAAUCAUGUUUGUGGCUGUAAUCAUUGGUAUGAAAUAUUUUAAUAAAACCAACGGCAAAAAGACGAACCUUGA